AUGAAGCCGCUUUCGCUGCUGCUGUGGCUGGCGCUGGUUCCUGUAGCUUGGAGCCAAGCGAGAAGUGGCGGUGAGGAUGACACGUCUGAGGAGGAGGAAGAUGAUGACGACGGCAAGGACACUGACGGCGUUGCCUCGAUCGGGCAUCUGGCAUCGGUGCGAAUGCUGAAAAUGGAUCGAGUCCAAUUUGGUGCGGGUCAUGUCUGUGCUGGCUCCCUGAUCCGCGACAAUGCAGUGCUGACUGCGGCCCAGUGCUUUGUGGACCGGGAGACCGGUGAUGGCCACUUCCUGCCCAUGUCCGAGUUCUUUGUGGUGCUGGGCACGCCCAAUCGCUUCGAGGACAGCCCCAACACCUUGAAAUUCGAACUGAAACAUCGCGUCCUCAUGCAGGACAUGUUCGAUAUGAAAUUUCACGAAAUGGACGUGGCGCUGCUCAUCCUCAACGGCAGCGUGCCCCAGCCACACCCUGCGGUGCAGCCCAUCCAGAUCGCAGACCAAAUCUUUGGGCGCAAAACCGAGUGCCAGAUGUCCGGCUGGGGCCGCGACCCAACCGGCUACAGCUCCGAGGCGGCCGUGUCCGUGCGAGUUCCCUUUAUUGGACCCCGGAUUUGUCUCAUCAAGCAGAUGAUGCAAGAGUUUUUCGUUCAGCCGGGCAUGAUCUGUGCCAAGCACUUUGGGAAGGUGAAGCGCGGCUACUGCACGGGGGACGCGGGCGGUUCGCUGGAGUGCGAGGGCCAGCUGGCGGGCAUCGUGUCGUGGGGCAUUAGUUGCGACUCGCCCUACCAUCCCGGCAUCUACACCGAUGUCCUCUACUACACCCAAUGGAUAAACGACAGUCUGGCCAAUCCCACGCAACUCGACGACUACUUUGCGUCUGUCGUUCAGCCAAUGAUCAGUGGUGCCUUCGGAAGGAGCAGCCUUAUUGUUUACCAUUUUAUAUUUAUUUUAUGCACGAAUCAAUAG
This is a messenger RNA of Drosophila subobscura, 963 nucleotides long. Its product is annotated as trypsin zeta-like. The transcript is spliced from 2 exons. Lineage: Eukaryota; Metazoa; Arthropoda; Insecta; Diptera; Drosophilidae. Gene Ontology annotation, molecular function: serine-type endopeptidase activity. The record is from RefSeq and is a predicted model, not a curated record. Gene Ontology annotation, biological process: proteolysis. The coding region runs from base 1 to 963 and encodes 320 amino acids.